AGGGGCAGUAGCCUUCCUUUGAGAUAGAAAUUAUUUUUGUUUUCCUCAGCCAGAGCUUGCUAAGCUGGGUAAGGCUGUUCUUCCUCUCUGCUUUGCCAUUUUUAUUCUCACUGGGAAAAGACUGUAGGAGGUUGAAUUAUGUCAUCAAAGCCAUUGCCAUUUUACCAAAGGAGGCAUAAACACUUUGAUCAGUCAUAUCGCAACAUUGAGACAAGAUACUUGCUCCAAGAAUAUUCAGCAAGAAGGGCGGCUUCUAGACAAGCAUCUUAUUUUCAGUCAUCUGCUAGUACAGGAAAAACUACAUGCGUACUCUGUGCGAGGAGGGCACGUACUGCAGAUGAAGAAGAGAGACAAGAAACCAGAAAGAGAGCUCUUGAGCACAGGUCUCAGACAAGUGAGGAGAAACGAACCCGGUUUGCCACUGAGUUAUCUUAUUUGCAAGAUGAGAUUCAUUCUGCCAGGCACCUUGCUAGAGAACAGCUGGAUAGACUUACUAUACAAAGAAUGCUGGAAGAAAGGAUGGCCUUGGAAAGGUAUGCUGUUGAAGAAAGUAUAAGUCGAGCUCCUGAAAUUUUGGUGCGCCUGCGGUCUCACACAGUUUGGGAAAAGAUGUCUGUGAGUCUUUGUUUCACUGUACAAGGAUUUCCUACUCCUGUCGUACAAUGGUAUAAAAACGAGGCAUUGAUUACUCCUGCAAGUGAACCUGGAAAGUACAGAAUUGAAAGCAAAUAUGGAGUGCAUGUGCUGGAGAUAAACAGAGCCAGUUUUGAUGAUACUGCUACCUAUACUGCAGUUGCAACAAAUAUCCAUGGGCAGGCAUCGACAAAUGCUGCUGUGAUUGUGAGAAGGUUCAGAGGGGAAGAAGAGCCACUCCCUGCUGGCAUAUCACCUUUCAAUUUGCCCUUCCCGCUUGAUGUUUGCUUCACUCACAUUGAUGUUCAAUUUUUGGAGAAGUUUGGUGUCACUUUUGGGAUAGAAGGAGAAACUCUUACCCUCAAAUGUUCCACGCUGAUAACUCCUGAGCUGACUAGGCUUCGACCUCGGGCUGAUUGGUACAGAGAUGAUGUCCUAAUAAAAGAAUCCAAGUGGACAAAUCUGUUCUUUGGAGAAGGCCAGGCAGCACUGUCUUUCACCCAUCUGAACAAGGAUGAUGAAGGUUUAUAUACCCUGCGUAUGGUUACAAAAGGAGGGGUGAAUGAACAUAGAGCAUUCCUGUUUGUCAGAGAUGCGGAUGCAUUAAUCAUGGGGGCACCAGGAGCUCCAAUGGAUGUUAAGUGCCAUGAUGCUAACAGAGAUUAUGUCAUUGUUACCUGGAAACCACCAAAUACAGUUGAGGAGAGUUCAGUCUUUGGAUAUUUUGUUGAUAGGUGUGAAGUAGGCACUGAAAACUGGGUGCAGUGCAAUGAUGCUCCAGUCAAAAUCUGCAAAUAUCCUGUAACCGGCUUGCUUGAGGGACGGUCUUACAUGUUCCGUGUGAGAGCCGUGAACAAAGCAGGUAUCAGCAGGCAUUCGAGAGUCUCUGACCCAGUUGCAGCUCUUGAUCCUGUUGACCUGGACAGGUUACAAACUAUUCAUGUGGAUGAAGGCAGACGUAUUAUGAUUUCUCAAGAUGAACUUGAAGGCGAUAUUCAGAUUCCAGGACCUCCUACCAAUGUACAUGCUUCAGAAACCAGCAAAACAUAUGUUGUACUCAGCUGGGAUCCACCUGUUCCCCGUGGCAAAGAGCCACUGAUGUAUUUCAUUGAGAAGUCCAUGGUUGGAAGUGGAAGCUGGCAGAGGGUCAAUGCUCAGGUGGCAGUGAAAUCUCCUCGCUAUGCAGUGUUUGACCUUAUAGAAGGAAAAUCGUAUGUAUUUCGAGUCUUGUCAGCAAACAAACAUGGCAUUAGUGACCCGUCUGAAAUAACACCACCUAUUCAAGCACAGGAUACCAUUGUUGUCCCAUCUGCUCCUGGUCGUGUAGUAGGCACAAGGAAUACAAGAACAUCAGUUGUCGUACAGUGGGAUAAGCCAAAACAUGAAGAAGAUUUAUUUGGCUACUACAUUGACUAUUCUGUGGUGGGAUCGAAUCAUUGGGAAUCUAGUAAUCAUAAACCUAUUAAUUAUAAUAGGUUUGUUGUUCAUGGCCUGGAUACUGGAGAGAAGUACAUCUUCCGUGUGAAAGCUGUGAAUGCCAUUGGAACCAGUGAAAAUUCUCAGGAGUCUGAACCCAUAACAGUACAAGCAGCCCUUAGAGGAAGUAUAUCUCAUAUUGCCUGUCCAUCAUAUCCUUAUGGUAUCACACUUCUUAAUUGUGAUGGUCACUCCAUGACUCUUGGCUGGAAACUACCAAGAUUCAGUGGAGGCUCUCCAGUUCUUGGUUAUUAUAUAGACAAACGUGAGGCUCACCACCGUAACUGGCAUGAAGUCAAUUCCUCUCCUAUUAAAAAAAGGAUUUAUACGGUAGAGGAUCUGACAGAAAAUUCCUUCUAUGAAUUCAAAAUUGCUGCUACAAACAUUGUAGGCAUAGGCCAACCUUCAGAUCCAAGUGAGCACUUUAAAUGUGAAACCUGGACAAUGCCAGAACCUGGUCCUUGCUAUGACCUGACUGUUUGUGAGGUUAGAAACACAUCAUUGGUACUUCUAUGGAAAGCUCCUGUGUACACUGGCAGCAGUUCUAUAACUGGGUAUUUUGUGGAUUAUAAGGAAGUAGAUGUGGAAGAGUGGAGCACAGCUAAUGAAAAAACAACUUCACAUCAUUACUUGAAGGUUGGUGAUUUACACGAGGGUAAAACCUAUGUUUUCAAAGUCCGUGCAGUGAAUGAAGCUGGUAUAGGCAAGUCAUCUGAAGUUUCUGAACCAGUGUUGAUGGAGACCAGAGCAGGAACGAAGGAAAUCUUUUCUGGUGUAGAUGAAGAAGGUAAUAUUUACCUAGCUUUUGACUGCAAAGAAGCUACAGAUGCAUCUGAGUUUACAUGGUGCAAAUCCUAUGAAGAGAUUGAUGAUACUGAUAAGUUUAAUAUUGAAACAUCUGGAGACCAUUCUAAGAUGUACUUUAAAAAUCCUGAUAAAUCAGAUUUGGGAACCUAUUCCAUAGCUGUUACUGACACAGAUGGUGCCUCAUCCAGUUUUGUUAUGGAUGAAGAAGAGUUUGAACGUCUAUUAGCAUUAAGCCAUGAAAUAAAGAAUCCAACAAUUCCUCUGAAAACAGAGUUGGCUUAUGAGCUUUUUGAUAAAGGAGAGGUUCGUUUCUGGCUUCAGGCUGAGCACUUGUCCCCGGAUGCAACCUUCAGAUUUGUUAUUAAUGAUCAAGAAGUUGAAAACAGUGAUAGGCACAAAAUUAGUUGUGACCGUUCAACUGGCAUUAUUGAUAUGGUGAUGGAUCGAUUUACAAUUGAAAAUGAAGGUACCUAUACUGUACAGAUCCAAGAUGGAAAAGCCAAAAACCAGUCUUCAUUAGUGCUUAUUGGAGAUGCAUUCAAGGCUGUAUUGGCUGAGGCUGAGUUCCAGAGAAAGGAAUAUCUCAGGAAACAAGGUCCUCAUUUUCAUGAAUACUUGUCCUGGGAAGUUACUGAAGAAUGUGAAGUUUUACUUAUUUGUAAGGUUGCAAAUACAAAGAAGGAAACCGUUUUCAAAUGGUACAAAGAUGGUUCUGGGGUUGAUGUCGAAAAGCUGCCUGACUUACAGAAAGAAGUGUGCCACCUAACUAUUCCAAGGCUGACCAACAAGGAUCAAGGUAUAUAUAAGGCAACAUUAUCAGACGACAGAGGUCAUGAUGUGUCUACUCUUGAUGUAUCAGGAAAAGUGUAUGAUGAUAUAAUUCUGGCGCUGAGCAGAGUCAGUGGUAAAUCUGCUUCUCCACUGAAGAUCCAUUGUACUCCAGAAGGAAUAAGACUCCAGUGUUCCCUGAAGUACUACAUGGAGGAAAUGAAAGUUAACUGGUAUCAGAGGGAAGCUAAGAUUUCUUCUAGUGAAAAGAUGAGGAUUGGAGGUAGUGAAGAGGUUGCCUGGAUGCAGAUAUGUGAACCUACUGAAAAGGAUAAAGGGAAAUACACCUUUGAAAUCUUCGAUGGCAAAGAAUCCCAUAAGCGCAUACUUGAUCUAUCUGGACAAGCUUUUGAUGAUGCAUAUUCAGAAUUCCAGAGACUCAAGGCAGCUGCUUUUGCCGAGAAGAAUCGUGGUAAAGUUAUAGGAGGCUUGCCUGAUGUGGUGACUAUAAUGGAAAAGAAGACUCUGAAUCUAACCUGCUCUGUGUUUGGAAAUCCUGAUCCUGAAGUGGUCUGGUUUAAGAAUGACAAGCAACUUGAACUUAAUGACCAUUUAGUAGUUUCACUGGAGCAAGGAAAGUUUGCCAGCUUCACGAUCAAGGGAGUGUCCUCAGAGGAUUCAGGCAAAUAUAGCAUCCAUGUCAAGAAUAAAUAUGGUGGAGAAACAGUAGAUGUCACUAUAAUUGUUACAGACAAACUAGCAGAAAUUAAUCUAGUGAGAAAGCGGACAGCUACAUCUUCACCUGGGGACACCGUCAAGUAGAUGUUCUGAGAUAACACCAUUAUGAAGAUGGUAGAAAUGGCUGUUACAGGACCUUCAUUUGAUCAACUUAAAUUCAUUGCAGCUGAGAAAAGAUCACAUUUUGAUUCUAUUCUAUCUGUCAGAAUGUUGGCCAAAGUUGUCCUAGUCACCAAACCUAUGUUUUUUAGAAGUUACAUUAGAACAGUGGAUUAGGCAGAAAUUGAGUCAUAGGAUCACGGACUGGAAGGGACCUCCAGAAGUCAUCUAGUCCAACCCCCUACCUGAGGCAGGAUCAUCCCUUUCCAAACUAUUGUGUGAUAAUUAUUUGUUUUACUUGGGUGAUGCUAUUGUUGGACAUUUGUGUGUGAGCUAUACACGCUUCUGAGAAUGUUUCACAUUUUACAAGUCAAGGAUGUAUAAAAGGCCUCUGCUAUAGCAUAACUUUGUUGCCUGCCAAGCCAUGUUGCUGACUACUUCCUGAACUUUUUUAAACAUUAUCAGAACAUCUCAUUUCUAUUCUGCUUUAGGGUUAUGCUAAGUUACCAAUUUAAUACAGUUGCCGUGAUGUUGACAGUUUUAAUUUGUUCCACUUGAUAUGCUAGUAGGCCUAUUGUCUGUGCAAAGUAGAUGUUCAGAUUCUGAAACAGACAGAUUCUAUAUUUGCUGAAUGCAGUGCCAUUUGUACUCAUAUUGCAGCUUCAGACAUUUCCUUGGGGCAAGUCUAAUUGAAGUUGCUUGAUUUCUGUUACCAGUAGCAAGCUUUUCAAACACUGCUUCAAUUCAUCUCUAACACACUAAGCUCUGGCUGCAUUAGCAGAUUCACUCAGGUGUAACAUUUUCCCCAGGUCUGUUUACCUGACUGCCUCGUUUUCUUCUGUCUCCCAGCUAACUUAAAUGCUGUCUCCUGAGCCAAUGCACAAAUCAAGGGCCAGGCAGCCAUGCCCUUACAGUGAGUGUCAACCUUACCCCACAGGUAGUCCUAAUGACUUCACUCAGAUUCUUGGUGUACAGGAAGGUGUUCAUCAGUGUAUGCAAGGGACUAAAGUUGGGCCCUUAAUCAUACAGCACUCACUUCAAGGGCUAAUAUUUCAAAAGUUCAUAGGCAGGAUAUUUUUAUCUGAGCACUGUGCAGAAACUGAACAUGUAUUUUUCCUGGGGGAGGAGGGGAAUGGCUUAAUUUGUCCAUUUCAAUAAUUAUGCAUUGGGCUAUGAUGAAGAGAGUAAUAUAUGCUUAUGUCCAAUUGCAUUACCUUUAAUGGAACUGUUAACAGAAAGUGAAGGGUGCAGCAGGAAAUUUCCAAAGGAAUAUAUACUCCAGAUUAUAAAAAAGAUCUAGCUAUAAUAAGCACUGCAUCUGAUUCUAGAAAAAAGAAUUGCAUCUGAUGGAUUACUGCAGGGGUUUACCCACUUUUUUGGUCUGGCAAGGUGGCAAGGACUUUUAAUGCAGGUAUCUUUGAGAUCUCAAACAAUUCAAAACAAUAAACAGACCAACCAGCUACUAUUACA
Molecule: messenger RNA, 5991 nt
Organism: Alligator sinensis (Chinese alligator)
Lineage: Eukaryota; Metazoa; Chordata; Crocodylia; Alligatoridae
Gene: MYOM2
Product: myomesin 2
Exons: 40
Coding region: 139-4506 (1455 amino acids)
Molecular function (GO): protein binding
Source: RefSeq, a predicted model, not a curated record